This is a messenger RNA of Rasamsonia emersonii CBS 393.64, 460 nucleotides long. RefSeq lists its product as uncharacterized. The transcript has a single exon. Gene Ontology annotation, molecular function: DNA binding. The record is from RefSeq and is a predicted model, not a curated record. NCBI's taxonomy places the organism in Eukaryota, Fungi, Ascomycota, Eurotiomycetes, Eurotiales, Trichocomaceae. The annotation marks the transcript as partial.
AUGCCUACCUCAAGACUCCCACAAGCUUCCAAUCAGGAAGGAAAGAUUCUUUUGGCUCUUCAAGCAUAUAAGAAGGGCCAAGUCUCAAGUCUGCGAAAAGCUUCUGUGUUAUAUGAUGUUCCCCAUUCCACAUUACACGAUCGAUUGAAAGGCCGUACGACGCGAGAGCAUGCGCAGGAAAGGAAUCGAAAACUGUCUGUUACUGAAGAAAUAACUCUUACCCAGUGGAUACUAUCCAUGGAUGAGCGAGGAAAGCCCCCCCGAGUUGCAACCGUACGAGAAAUGGCAAAUGUCCUUCUUGCCAAACGCGAUGAAUCCACUACUCCACCUACAGUUGGCAAAUGCUGGGUAAAUGGUUUCAUGAGACGCAAUGAGCUUGAAUCCAAAUUUUCACGCAAGUACGACUACAGGCGAGCCCUAUGUGAAGAUCCCAAGAUUAUUCGAGAAUGGUUUAAGCUCG